Symbiodinium pilosum is the source of this 579-nucleotide messenger RNA. The record is from the annotation of a GenBank genome assembly. NCBI's taxonomy places the organism in Eukaryota, Dinophyceae, Suessiales, Symbiodiniaceae.
AUGUCAACCCAUAAGCAUGCUUCCACGACUGAGGUGAUUAACUCUUAUACGGAGAAUGCCGGUGUGGCUGGCCAGAACAACAAGCAGGUAGCAGCAUAUGCUGACUUGGGAGAGGGGCUCAAAGCGGCCACGAUCUACAAGCCCAAGUUUGAAGAUGGAGAUCCGGAUGCGUCUAGGAAGGUGUCUGAAGGUGACCUGGUUACUGUCGACAUGAUUGGGUACCUAACCGGCUGGAAUGGGAACAUUUUCAUCCGCACGCAGGAUAAGAGCGGCUUUUCGGAAAAGCCGGUGACCUUCAGAGUGGGACGGGGUGAUGCAAUCCCUGGACUGGAUCGUGGAGUCGUUGGGAUGUUGAAAGGCGAGAAGCGUCGAUUGGUGAUACCACCAGCGCUUGGGUAUCCGCGGCCCUGUAGCGAUGACCAACUCGGGAAGCCGGGCGCCAUCCCUGACCCACGAGAGUCCGCAUCCGGUUCCGGGGAGCCCUGGGAGCUUAGAAACAGACUGCUGAAUGGCGUUCUUAACAAUGCCAGGGAUGACACUCUUGUCAUAGACGUCAAGAUCAAUCGGAUCACCAGCUGA